Drosophila innubila is the source of this 1624-nucleotide messenger RNA. It is a transcript of the gene Sqor, whose product is annotated as sulfide:quinone oxidoreductase, mitochondrial. The transcript is spliced from 8 exons. Bases 148 to 1521 code for a protein of 457 amino acids. Gene Ontology annotation, molecular function: FAD binding; sulfide:quinone oxidoreductase activity. Lineage: Eukaryota; Metazoa; Arthropoda; Insecta; Diptera; Drosophilidae. Gene Ontology annotation, cellular component: mitochondrion. The record is from RefSeq and is a predicted model, not a curated record.
AUUAAAUUGGGAUAAGCAUAAGAUUGAGACACAUGUACAGAUCAUUUUCGUUGGGUGUACACGAUGGUAUAACCAAAUGGCAAAAGCUCUGUCAAAAGCGCUAUCUCCCCAAAUCGCCAGUCGCCAAAGAGACGUCUUCGCAGCGCAAUGAUCAACUCCUACAGCCGCUUGGCACCGGCCAUAAGACAGGGCAAACUUCUGGUACAACGGGGAACCUUUACUGAACGCUACCUGGUACGCCCGAUAUCCAGCUCCCAAACCCAGUUUGAAAAACAUGACUGUAAAGUUUUGGUCGUUGGCGGUGGUUCCGGCGGUUGUGCUUUGGCCGCAAAGCUUUCAUCCCGCCUAGGCAGGGGUAAAGUGAUUGUCUUGGAACCCGAGGAAAGACAUUAUUACCAGCCGAUGUUUACCUUGAUCGGCGGUGGAAUGAAGCGACUGGAGCAGUCGUAUAGGCUAAUGGCUGAUGUACUGCCCAAGAAGGCCAAAUGGCUGCAAGAGAAGGCCGUAGAAUUCGAUCCGGAUAAUAAUACGGUCCGAACAUCGGCUGGCAAUACAGUCAAAUAUGAUAUGUUGCUCAUUGCCACCGGGUUGCAGCUGAACUUCAACAAGAUACCCGGCUUGGAGGAAGCUCUGGCGGUGCCUAACGGGAAAGUCUGUUCCAUAUACUCGCCGAAGUAUGUGGAUCGCGUCUUCAAUUGUCUCCGGAACACCAACGAAGGUAAUGCCAUCUUUACCUUCCCCCUAUCCAGCAUCAAGUGUGCGGGAGCACCACAGAAAAUCGCCUACAUAGCAGAGCAUUAUUUCCGCAAGACGGGCAAGCGUGACAAGAUCAAUAUCACAUAUAAUACAGCUCUGCCAGUGCUUUUUGGUGUGAAGCAUUAUGCAGAUGCGCUUUGGCCGAUUAUGAAGAAGCGCAACAUAACGGUUAACACUUGUCGUAACUUAAUUGAGGUUAAGCAUGAACAGGAUGUGGCUAUUUUUGAAAAUGUCAACAAGCCUGGUCAAUACUUUGAAGAGAAGUACUCGAUGUUGCACGCAGUACCACCUCAGAGUGCUCCCGAUGAGCUGACCAGGUGCAAGCAGCUGGUGGAUGAGGCCGGAUACGUGGAUGUCGAUAAGUCCACGUUGCAGCACACGAGAUACAAGAACGUCUUCGCCAUUGGAGACUCAUCUUCGACGCCCAAUUCAAAGACUGCGGCCGCUGCAGCUGCUCAGUCACCGGUUGUGUUUCGUAACAUGAUCGCCGCUAUGGAGGGGAAGCCCCUGAAGGAUGUCUAUGAUGGUUAUGCAUCGUGUCCUUUGGUUACUGGUUAUCAUACCUGCAUGCUGGCCGAGUUUGAUUAUAGCCUGACGCCGCUGGAGACAUUCCCUGUGGCACAAAAUAAGGAGCGUUAUUCAAUGUUUUAUAUGAAAAAAGACCUUAUGCCCUUAUUAUACUGGAAACUAAUGUUACCUGGUUACUGGAAUGGUCCAGCACUCAUGCGUAAUAUAUUGUCAGUGUUCAAGAGCAAACAAAAGUAAAGCUUCGUACUCAAACAAUGCAACAUAUGAUCUACAUAAAAAUGCAAUACAAUUAAUAAAUACUUGUUAAAAACAGAAAAAUAAAGUUUAAAUUUUACGUCUA